AUGACUACCUUAACACCUAUUAAUUGUAGCGAAGCACCAUCUGCUGCGGCGUCGUAUUCUCAUGCCAUGAAGGCCAACAAUUUGAUCUUUCUCUCAGGUCAAAUUCCAUUGACUUCUGAUAAUAAACCAGUCGAAGGUUCAAUUGCUGACAAAGCGGAACAAGUUAUUCAAAACGUGAAAAAAGUUCUAGAAGCUAGUAACUCUUCAUUAGAAAGAAUUAUUAAAGUCAAUAUUUUUUUGGCUGAUAUCAAUAGCUUUGCAGAAUUUAAUACUGUUUAUGCCAAAUAUUUCAACGUCCACAAACCAGCUAGAUCAUGUGUUGCUGUCGCAGCAUUGCCAUUGAAUGCUGAUUUAGAAAUGGAAGUCAUUGCAGCUGAAAAUGAAUAA
Messenger RNA from Naumovozyma dairenensis CBS 421, 387 nucleotides. RefSeq names its product putative isoleucine biosynthesis protein HMF1 (gene HMF1). Bases 1 to 387 code for a protein of 128 amino acids. The record is from RefSeq and is a predicted model, not a curated record. Gene Ontology annotation, cellular component: cytosol; mitochondrion. Gene Ontology annotation, molecular function: deaminase activity. NCBI's taxonomy places the organism in Eukaryota, Fungi, Ascomycota, Saccharomycetes, Saccharomycetales, Saccharomycetaceae. The transcript has a single exon.